Hippopotamus amphibius kiboko is the source of this 1980-nucleotide messenger RNA. RefSeq names its product interleukin 4 induced 1 (gene IL4I1). Gene Ontology annotation, biological process: amino acid catabolic process. Gene Ontology annotation, molecular function: L-amino-acid oxidase activity; polyamine oxidase activity. The record is from RefSeq and is a predicted model, not a curated record. Lineage: Eukaryota; Metazoa; Chordata; Mammalia; Artiodactyla; Hippopotamidae.
AUGAGUGCACCUGACUUCAUCAUCCUAGUCUGUUUUUAUAUAUGUUUGAAAUUUUCUGUAAUAAAAAGCUUUCGAGAAGGGAGCGCCUGCGCUCCACAGCCUCCCAACUGCUCUGACCCCACACCAGGACCCUGGCAUCUCUGGUCUAACAAGGGAAUCAGGAAACCAGCACCACUCACCCCGGUUUCACACACGCUUGACGAUGACGUCUGUCCCAGGCUAACCAGAAAGGCCAUGGGCGCUGAGAGAGCCUGCCAGAGUCAGCCAUGCACCUGGCGCCUCCUCGCCCUGGUCCCCAUCUUCCUCAGCCUGGCGGCCACCCUCAACUGGCAAACUGCCCACAGCCUUGACCCUUUCGAGAAAUGCAUGCAUGACCCCGACUACGAGCAGCUGCUCAACGUUGUGACCUUGGGCCUGAAUCGGACCUCGAAGCCCCAGAGGGUGAUUGUGGUUGGUGCGGGCGUGGCCGGGCUGGUGGCUGCCAAGGUGCUCGGCGAUGCUGGACACAAGGUCACCAUCCUGGAGGCAGACAGCAGGAUUGGGGGCCGCAUCUCAACCUACCGGGACCGGAAGACGGGCUGGAUUGGGGAGCUGGGAGCCAUGCGCAUGCCCAGCUCGCACAGGAUCCUCCACAAGCUCUGCAAGAGCCUGGGACUCAACCUGACCACGUUCACCCAGUAUGACGAGAACACGUGGACAGAGGUGAACGAGGUGAAGCUGCGGAACUACGUGGUGGAGAAGAUGCCUGAGAAGCUGGGCUACAAGCUGCACCCCAAGGAGAAGGGCCACUCGCCCGAAGAAAUCUACCAGAUGGCUCUCAACAGGGCCACCAAAGAUCUCAGGACACUGGGCUGCAGAAAGGCAAUGAUGAAGUUUGAAAAGCACACGCUCCUGGAAUACCUCCUCGGGGAGGGGAACCUAAGCCAGCCGGCCGUGCGGCUCCUGGGAGACGUGAUGUCCAAGGAUGGCUUCUUCUAUCUCAGCUUUGCGGAGGCGCUGCGGGCCCACAGCUGCCUCAGCGACCUGCUCCGGUACAGCCGCAUCGUGGGGGGCUGGGACCUGCUGCCGCGCGCGCUGCUGAGCUCGCUGUCGGGGCCAGUGCUGCUGCACACGCCCGUCGUGGCGAUUAAGCAGGGGACGCACGAGGUGAGCGUGCACAUCGAGGCCUCGCGCCCGGAGCGGAACCUGAAGUCCCUGACAGCCGACCUGGUGCUGCUGACGGUGAGCGGGCCGGCGCUGCAGCGCAUCACGUUCACGCCGCCGCUGACGCGCAGGCGGCAGGAGACGGUGCGCGCGCUGCACUACGUGCCGGCCACCAAGGUGUUCCUGAGCUUCCGCCGGCCCUUCUGGCACGACGAGCACAUCGAGGGCGGCCACUCGAACACCGACCGCCCAUCGCGCGUGAUUUUCUACCCGCCGCCCGGCGAGGGGGCGCUGCUGCUCGCCUCGUACACGUGGUCGGACGCGGCGGCUACGUUCGCUGGCCUGAGUCAGGCCGAAGCGCUGCGCUUGGCGCUUGACGACGUGGCGGCGCUUCACGGGCCCAUCGUGUACCGGCUCUGGGACGGCACCGGCAUCGUCAAGCGCUGGGCGGAGGACCCGCACAGCCAGGGCGGCUUCGUGGUGCAGCCGCCGAUGCUCUGGCACACCGACAGGGACGAGGAGCGGGAGUACGACUGGGCGGUCCCCUACGGCCGCAUCUACUUCGCCGGCGAGCACACGGCCUACCCGCACGGCUGGGUGGAGACGGCCGUCAAGUCGGCGCUGCGGGCCGCGGUCUUGAUCAACAGUCGGGUAAACGGCCGGACCGGCAGCUGGGACAACCCCCAGAUCCUCCCCAGGGUGGAGCACGGGCAUGUGCACGCGGCGCCCGCCCACCACCACCACCCGUGGCCCCUCGAAAAGGGGCAGGGCACCCACGCUCCAGCCUUACAUGCGAUAACCGCUUCGCACACGACCCAAAACAGGACCCAGUAUUAA